Molecule: messenger RNA, 354 nt
Organism: Jaculus jaculus (lesser Egyptian jerboa)
Lineage: Eukaryota; Metazoa; Chordata; Mammalia; Rodentia; Dipodidae
Product: testis-expressed protein 12-like
Exons: 1
Coding region: 1-354 (117 amino acids)
Biological process (GO): synaptonemal complex assembly
Cellular component (GO): central element
Source: RefSeq, a predicted model, not a curated record
AUGGCAAAUCAUCUUGUAAAAUCUGAUUCUAGAAAUUGUAAGAGACCAAGAGAAGUGGAGACUCAAGUACCAGAUAGUCCACAGCUAUCCUCUCAUGGAAAAUUGGACUCAUCUUUUUCUGAAUGUUCUCCAGAAUCCCUGGAGAAAGACUUGAGUGAUAUAGGCAAGGAAGGUAAUUUGCUGUUAUCUACCUAUGCAAGGACUUUAAGUGAGAGAGCAGCAGUAGAUGCAUCUUACAUUGAUGAGAUAGAUGGACUCUUCAAAGAAGCCAAUACUAUUGAAAACUUUCUAGUACAAAAAAGAGAGCUCCUGAAACAGAGGUUUACAAUGCUUGCAAAUACACUGCACAGAUAA